Messenger RNA from Eurytemora carolleeae, 1690 nucleotides. RefSeq names its product structure-specific endonuclease subunit slx1 (gene slx1). Gene Ontology annotation, cellular component: Slx1-Slx4 complex. NCBI's taxonomy places the organism in Eukaryota, Metazoa, Arthropoda, Copepoda, Calanoida, Temoridae. Gene Ontology annotation, molecular function: crossover junction DNA endonuclease activity; 5'-flap endonuclease activity. The record is from RefSeq and is a predicted model, not a curated record. Bases 111 to 758 code for a protein of 215 amino acids. The transcript is spliced from 9 exons. Gene Ontology annotation, biological process: double-strand break repair via homologous recombination.
AAUUUCGUAUUAAGCGGCAAGAGUUAGAGCAAGUGGGUUCUCGCGCAUUUGAAUCUACUAAAUUUACUGUUGAAUGUUAAAAAUGUUAACGUAAUUUUAACAAGUUCAAGAUGGAUCGGCCUGGGAAAGCCCCUGAAGGAGCGAAGGAGGUGGAAGAAUUCUUUGGCGUGUACUUAUUGUACUGUUUAAACCCUAGGUAUAAAGGAAGAACCUAUAUUGGAUUUACAGUAGAUCCAAACAGAAGAAUUCUUCAGCACAAUAGAGGAACCCAGGCUGGAGGAGCAAGGAGAACCUCUAGUAAAGGACCAUGGGAAAUGGUUCUAAUCACGCACGGUUUCCCUAACGAGAUCUCGGCUCUUAGAUUUGAAUGGUCUUGGCAGCAUCCCCAGCGGUCCCGGCGGCUCAAUCAACUGCCGGCCAAGAAAUCUGCCGAAAAAUCCUACGAUUACUGUCUACGAAUACUCGCCAGUAUGCUGAAACUUGAGCCAUGGUCUAGAUUACCCCUGACAGUCCGCUGGUUGAAUCCCGACUAUGAACGUGAGUUCCCCCCCUCCCUCUCCCCGCCCCUUCAUAUACCUAUUGUUUAUGGUCCAGUGAAAAGUAUAAAGAAGAAGAAGAAUAAGGAAGGCAAGGAAGAGAAUCAGGGAAAGUGCAGUACAUGUGACUGCGUACUGCUGUGGGGAGACCUUGUACGUAAGAAGAAAGGUUGUUACGAAGCCGUUCACGAUGAUGAAUUCCUGGAAGACAGUGAUUCUUAAAUCUUGAAAAAAUCGCCUGAUAAACAACAUUUUCUUCUUUUUUUGUGAACAGUGGAGUGUUAAAUUAUUUUUAUGUUGAUCGAUAGUCAUAAUCACGAUUGCAUGAUCUCGAUAUCCACAGUGGGAACUUAAAAUUUGAGGAUUUUUUUUUUAUUACUACCUUUCCAUAUCUUUAUUUUAGUUAUUCAGAGCUCCCUUCAAGUUUCAACCCCUGACUGGUUACGAUUACAAUGCGGGAUUUCUUCCACAAAUAUGUUAUAAUUUACUGUCAUUUAUUGUUGUAUAAAUCUAUUUGCCUUUAUUCGGAUAAUAUUUUUUUGUUACGUAUAUUGGCAGUACCCGAUUAGUUUUUAACUUUUUAGAUAAUUUGUUUUUUAAUCUGUACUGACUAGUAUUGUCAGAGACUACCUAUCCAUAAUCAUCAUCAUAUUGCUUGUAUAAAGCUUAAUUUAAGUGACCCUCCAUGGCAAAGAUGUCAAUGCCCGAUUUACAAUGGUACUCUUGAAAUGUGGUUUUCUCACUCGAAAAGUGUUAUUUUCUGAUAGGUCUCCAUUGUUUCUUACAAGCACGAAAUGCGCAAGUCUCUUAUGCAGAGAAAACCCAUAUGAAAAUUAAAAGUUAUAAAAAUAAAACACGGAUAUCCAAUCGUACCAAUGUGAUUCGGGCAUUCCAUAUUUGCAUUGAGUGUUACUUGAAAUAACUUAAUAAUUUUGUAAUAAUAUGGUAACAAUAAACUACAUAAUAGAUAUAUUAGAUCCCAAAUUUUUAUAAAAUAUAUACAUAUAUACAUAAUAUUUCUUUAUAAGUGUAAACUUCAGUAAAACUAAAAAUGAAUUGUUAUAUAUUGACGUCUUCAAAAAUGUAUUGUGACAUCAUAGCAUUCUCAUCAUAUACAUUUUCCUACAAAAGUAUUCUAAUCAUGUAUUUUCAGA